Molecule: messenger RNA, 1137 nt
Organism: Thamnophis elegans (Western terrestrial garter snake)
Lineage: Eukaryota; Metazoa; Chordata; Lepidosauria; Squamata; Natricidae
Gene: ACTC1
Product: actin alpha cardiac muscle 1
Exons: 6
Coding region: 4-1137 (377 amino acids)
Biological process (GO): heart contraction; actin-myosin filament sliding; actin filament organization
Cellular component (GO): sarcomere; actin filament
Molecular function (GO): myosin binding
Source: RefSeq, a predicted model, not a curated record
AAGAUGUGUGAUGACGAAGAGACCACCGCCCUGGUGUGCGACAAUGGCUCAGGUUUGGUGAAAGCAGGCUUCGCGGGUGACGAUGCCCCUCGAGCCGUCUUCCCUUCCAUUGUAGGCCGCCCUAGGCACCAGGGUGUUAUGGUUGGUAUGGGCCAGAAAGACUCCUAUGUGGGUGAUGAAGCACAGAGCAAGAGAGGUAUUCUGACUUUGAAAUACCCCAUUGAACACGGAAUAAUUACUAAUUGGGAUGACAUGGAAAAAAUCUGGCACCAUACUUUCUAUAAUGAACUGCGUGUUGCCCCUGAAGAACAUCCCACCCUGCUGACAGAAGCUCCUCUGAAUCCCAAAGCCAACCGUGAGAAGAUGACCCAAAUUAUGUUUGAGACCUUCAAUGUGCCUGCCAUGUAUGUGGCAAUCCAAGCUGUUCUCUCCCUCUAUGCUUCUGGACGUACUACAGGUAUUGUCCUUGAUUCAGGGGAUGGAGUCACACACAAUGUCCCUAUCUAUGAAGGUUAUGCUCUUCCCCAUGCUAUUAUGCGUCUGGAUCUGGCUGGCAGGGAUCUGACUGACUACCUCAUGAAGAUUCUGACAGAACGUGGUUAUUCCUUUGUAACAACAGCUGAACGUGAGAUUGUCCGUGACAUUAAGGAGAAAUUAUGCUAUGUUGCUCUGGACUUUGAGAAUGAAAUGGCUACAGCAGCCUCUUCCUCUUCUCUAGAGAAAAGUUAUGAGUUGCCUGAUGGGCAGGUCAUCACAAUUGGGAAUGAGCGUUUCCGCUGUCCAGAAACCCUUUUCCAGCCAUCUUUUAUUGGUAUGGAAUCUGCUGGCAUUCAUGAAACUACCUAUAACAGCAUAAUGAAGUGUGAUAUUGACAUCCGUAAAGAUCUGUAUGCCAACAACGUACUCUCUGGUGGUACUACUAUGUACCCUGGCAUUGCUGAUCGUAUGCAGAAAGAAAUCACUGCUUUGGCUCCCAGCACAAUGAAAAUUAAGAUCAUUGCCCCCCCUGAGCGAAAGUACUCGGUCUGGAUUGGAGGCUCUAUCUUGGCAUCUCUUUCAACCUUCCAGCAGAUGUGGAUCAGCAAACAGGAGUACGAUGAGGCUGGUCCAUCCAUUGUCCACCGCAAGUGUUUCUAA